Molecule: messenger RNA, 2996 nt
Organism: Camarhynchus parvulus
Lineage: Eukaryota; Metazoa; Chordata; Aves; Passeriformes; Thraupidae
Product: cystathionine beta-synthase-like
Exons: 17
Coding region: 244-1947 (567 amino acids)
Cellular component (GO): cytoplasm
Molecular function (GO): cysteine synthase activity; cystathionine beta-synthase activity
Source: RefSeq, a predicted model, not a curated record
CUCGCGGGCUCCUCUUAAACUCCGCGCAUCCUCCGCACCUUCCUCUUCCUCCUCAUCACCCUCAUUGUCGUCAUCAUCAUCAUCCUCCUCACAGGCUCCAUCCCCACCGUUCCCCGCAGCGGCGGUGUCCUGGGCAGGGUGCGGAUCGCGCGGCUUUGAAGAGGAUUCCAGUCUUGUGACCCACAGCAGUCCUUCUCCUGAAGAAAAUCCAGUUUUCUUCUGCCACCACCCCCACCAAAAACCAUGGAGAAGUUUGUAUCAGAAAGGCCUGUUCCUGUCUCUAAGAAUGAAAUCCCUACUCUUCCUUCCCAGAAGAAGCCAGAUACCAACUCGUGCCCUCAUGCAGCUGCCAAGUAUUUUGUCUCUGGUGGGGUGGACACUGAGAACUGCAAGGCUAAUGAGAAGGAGAGGCAGUGGAUCCGCCCUGACACACCCAGCAAAUGCACCUGGAAGCUCGGGAAGCCCCUCUCUGCCUCCCCCCAUCAUCAUGCCACCCUGCCAGAGCCUCCGAAGAUCCUGCCCAACAUCCUGAAUAAAGUUGGCAAUACACCUUUGGUGCGGAUCAACAAGAUUGGGAAGCACUUUGGGCUCAAGUGUGAACUCUUGGCCAAGUGUGAGUACUUCAACGCCGGGGGCAGCGUGAAGGACCGCAUCAGCCUCAGGAUGGUGGAGGAUGCUGAGAGAGCUGGGAUCCUGAAGCCUGGGGACACCAUCAUUGAGCCAACCUCUGGGAACACAGGGAUCGGGCUGGCCCUGGCGGCGGCAGUGAAGGGGUACCGCUGCAUCAUCGUCAUGCCAGAGAAAAUGAGCAUGGAGAAGGUGGAUGUCCUGAGAGCUCUGGGUGCUGAGAUUGUGAGGACCCCAACUACAGCCAGAUUUGAUUCUCCUGAAUCUCACGUGGGAGUGGCCUGGAGGUUGAAGAAUGAAAUCCCCAAUGCACACAUCCUGGACCAGUACCGCAAUGCCAGCAACCCCCUGACCCACUACGACACCACAGCUGAGGAGAUCCUGCAGCAGUGUGAUGGAAAGGUGGACAUGGUGGUGGCCACAGCUGGCACAGGAGGAACCAUCACUGGCAUCUCCAGGAAGCUGAAGGAGAAGUGUCCAGGCUGCAAAAUUAUAGGUGUGGAUCCUGAAGGCUCCAUCCUUGCUGAACCAGAAGAACUGAACAAGACUGACAAGACAAUGUAUGAAGUGGAAGGAAUUGGAUAUGAUUUUGUCCCCACAGUGUUGGAUAGAUCUGCAGUGGACCAGUGGUACAAGAGCAAUGAUGAGGAGUCCUUUGCCCUGGCCCGGAUGAUGAUCCGCGAGGAGGGGCUGCUGUGUGGGGGCAGCUCGGGCAGUGCCAUGUCUGUGGCUGUGAAGGCGGCCAAGGAGCUGAAGGAGGGUCAGCGCUGUGUUGUCAUCUGCCCUGACUCCAUCAGGAACUACAUGUCCAAGUUCUUGAGUGACAAAUGGAUGAUUCAGAAAGGGUUCAUGAAAGAAGAAGACCUUGGCAACAAACCCUGGUGGUGGAACAUCAGCAUUCAGGAGCUGAGCCUCUCUGCCCCCCUGACUGUGCUUCCAACUGUUACCUGUGCCAAGACUGUGGAAAUCCUCCGGGAGAAGGGAUUCGACCAGGUACCAGUUGUUGAUGAAUCUGGGGUGAUCCUGGGCAUGGUUACCCUGGGUAACAUGCUUUCCUCGCUGCUGGUUGGAAAAGUUAAGCCUUCUGAUGAAGUCAGAAAAGUCAUCUACAAGCAAUUUCAGCAGAUUAACCUGAAAGACAACUUGGGGAAACUCUCUCACAUCCUGGAAAUAGACCACUUUGCUCUGGUGGUUCAUGAACAAAUUCAAUAUCACACGGAUGGCUCCUCCAGCAAGCGGCAGAUGGUGUUUGGCAUUGUGACAGCCAUCGACCUCCUGAAUUUCGUCACCGUGCGCGAGAGGGAGAGGAAAUCCAACUAAAGGCAGCAGCAGCCUGGAGCCUCCUCAGCAUCCUGCAGCCUCAAACGAAGAAUCAGGUUCAUGUCUUAACUAGAAUGGGUUUCUUUUCCUUUCCUUUUUUUUUUUUUUUUUAAAUUCUGAAAAUAGGCAGUUAGCCAUCCUGCUGUCAGCUAUCCAGCCAGUGUGUCCUGCUGUAUUGCCCAGCUUCUGGGAUCUUGUUUCUUAAUCAGGCUAAGCAACAUUUCUUAUCAAGACAAUUUAUUUUUUUACCUAUAUAUAUAUAUGUAUGUGUAAAAAAUAUUGCCUAAAUUAAGUGGUUUGUUCCUUACUUAUUAUGGCUAAAGGCUGGCUUCCCAAAGUGUUGUUUCAGAAUCAUAUAAUGUGUUGAAAUAAAGAGUUACUGAAGCAGAGGCCCAAGAGAGCUCUGGAAAGUUCUGGAUUUCCCCCCCUCCCCCCCAUUUAAGGGUGUUAAGUUAGAUAUUACCUGUGUGGAGACAAAACUGGGACUGGGGCAUGGGGAGAAGAAGGGAGAGUUUCCCUUUUGGUGGCAUCAUUGUAAAACAAGAAAAAAUCCUCAGGGCUGAAGCUGAGACUUGCUCUGCUCUGAGGAAACGCUGGUUUGAGUAGAAGCAUGGCAGUGAAGUGACAAACAUCAGCCAGUGACUCUGUUUUACACAGUGCACCAGCUUCCCUGCCAUGACAGACUUGGUUUUUUUCUCAAUGGUAUCCUGAUAUGUAAGCACAAGUAAGGAAAGAUUUAAAAGGUGAGAUCAAGCAUCUUGCCUGAAGUUUUAAAUCAUGCUGUUUCAUCUGUUACCUUCAUCUUCCCUCUCCAUUUAUCUCAGAGUGCCUUUUUUGUACCUGUUUCAGGAGAGCCAAAGAUAAUUUCUGAGGAGCUGUGAACUCUUCCAAGUCUUGUUCAGGUGCUCCUACCCUGUAGUGCCUCAUUCCAGGAGAAAAGCCCUGAAUUGGCUACCCCUUCAGAUUAGGGCUAUUGCUGAAGGCAAGUGACCCAUCCUUACCUUAAACUGUGGUUUGCCAUUAAAUUCAUGCACUUCUUUAAGAUUUAA